Drosophila sulfurigaster albostrigata is the source of this 3540-nucleotide messenger RNA. RefSeq lists its product as uncharacterized. Bases 1 to 3540 code for a protein of 1179 amino acids. The transcript has 8 exons. The record is from RefSeq and is a predicted model, not a curated record. NCBI's taxonomy places the organism in Eukaryota, Metazoa, Arthropoda, Insecta, Diptera, Drosophilidae. Gene Ontology annotation, molecular function: nucleic acid binding.
AUGUUUAAGAGGGAAGAAAAAAUCACGUCCGACUACGACUGCGAGAGCGAGCGAAUUUUGAGAUCCAUGAGAUCUCUUGACAUGGAAAUUGAAGUUCGCUCUAGACUUCAGUGUGACGCGAGCUGGCGGUGUCGCCUACCUCCGUGCGACACCGAAGUUUUCGGAGGCGAUUAUACUCGCUGGCCCACCUUCCGAGACUUAUUCACGGCUAUCUACAUCCGAAAUCCUAGACUGUCGGAAGUUGAGAAACUUUUCCAUCUCAACUCCAAGACCAGCGGUGAAGCCCAUGCCAUUGUGUCAAAGUCUCCUUUGACCAAUGAGGGGUUUCAGUCGGCAUGGUCCAGCUUGACUGAGCGUUUUGAGAACAAACGGUUGCUCGUGAACAGUCAGCUGCGUAUCCUUUUUAAUUUGCCCGCCAUCGGGCAAGAGUCGGGUGCAGCCAUUCAAGAGUUGCAAAGCACUAUCCAAGGGUGCUUGACGGCUUUGGAGCACUCCAAGAUCAAUACGGAGAAUUGGGAUUGCAUCCUGGUUUUCCUGUGUUCUUCGAGGCUCCCCAAAUUGACCCUUUCUCUUUGGGAACAGUCCAUCCAGAAUAAGAGCGACGUUCCAACGUGGGCUGACAUGAACGCUUUCCUUCUAGAGCGGUAUCGCACCCUAGAAGCGAUAGCGGAAGUGUCAGCCAGCACGAGCGCUCCGACGGUUCCGCGUGCCUCACGCAAGGAGGCCCCGUCGCCAAGCAGAUCGAGGCGUCGGCGUACGUCCUCCCCAGUUAGCGGGAAUCUGCCCUCAUGUUCCGUCCCACAAACACUCCUCGAAAAUCUGCCCAGCAUCCAGCUGGCAGACCCCAAAUUCCAUGAGAGUUCGCAGAUUGAUGUGCUACUAGGCGCUGACAUCCUCCCGUCCAUUCUGCUCGGCGGCUCUCACCCUAACAUUUGUGGGACCCUCCUCGGUCAAGAGACCAUUUUCGGUUGGAUCCUGACUGGCCCUGUGUCGGGAUCCAUUUCAAAAUCUAUUUCGUCCUUUUCGGCUCGACUGUCCGUCGAGCGAACUCCGCCAUUGGAGGAACUCCUCUCCAAAUUUUGGGAGGCUAACUUCAACGCCACGACCGUGCGAACCUCAACGGGUCGCUACAUGGUCACGCUCCCAUUCCGCGAUCCUGGUCACGUUGACCUGGGUCACUCGAGGGCUACCGCUCUCGCUCAGUUCCUGAGAAACGAGAGCCGUUUAAAGAGGAACGACUCUCUGAAGGAACAAUAUGACUCCGUUAUUCGAGAGUAUCUGGAUUUGGGUCACAUGACUCAAGUCCCCAUCCAGUUCCGGCAACUAUUAUUUGCCACAUCACGCUGUUCUCAAGCCCGACAGCACCACCACAAAGCUCCGCGUUGUAUUCAACGCCUCCAGCCCGACUUCAAACGGGAAGAGUCUGAACGACAUCCUCCACACUGGGCCAAUCCUUCAAUCCGACCUGACCAUUCAAAUCCUGAAAUGGAGGUUUUCAAGUUCGUCUUCAACGCUGACAUCACCAAGAUGUAUCGGCAAAUCCUUGUGGAUCCCAACCACACCCGGUUUCAAAGGUUGCUCUUCCGUACUCCAGACGAGAAGUUAUGCGACUUUGAACUCAACACAGUCACCUUUGGAGUGAACUGUGCUCCGUACCUGGCUAUCCGCGUUCUGCAUCAGCUUGCGAGUGAUGUUCGCGACCGGUACCCCUUGCUAGUGACAUCAUCGCCAAUUAUAUCGCUCGAGAGUGCUGGGUUCCCUUUGCGUAAGUGGACCUCGAACUCGAAAGAUGUGCUGAGAAGAAUCCCUAAGGAUCACUUGCUCUGUGCAGACUUCCUCGAGAUCGACGAAGCUAGUGUCGCAAAGACGCUAGGCAUUCGUUGGCGGGCCACGUCCGACGAGUUCUUUUCGUCACCGCCGAGAUGGUUGGCUUGCUCCUGUGGUCAUUUGGGCCAAGAUUUUAUGCAAGAAAUCUGGAAGCAAGAAAUCGGCUGGGACGACUCCUUACCGGCGGAUCUCACAGAGCAGUGGAUCAGUUUUCUGCGGAACUAUUCGUCCUUGCAGGACAUCCGCAUUCCUAGAUGGACCAACUACGCUCCCGGCGCAAAAUCCAAUUCCACGGGUUUUGCGACGCCUCUCAAAGCGCGUAUGGAGCCGCUCUUUACGCACGUGUGGAAACAGCUGUGCGGAGCUCUCCUGUUGGCAGAAUUAUCCGCCGCCCUCCUACCACAUUUUCCCACCCCCGACGCUGAGACGUACCUGUGGACAGAUUCCACUAUCGUUCUGGCAUGGUUGGACAAGCAGCCAUGCAAGUGGACCACUUUCGUGGCGAACCGAGUGGCCAAGAUUCACUCGGUGAAUGGCACUUGGCAGCAUGUUCGUUCCGAACACAAUCCAGCCGACCUGGCAAGCCGCGGUGUCUCGCCGCAAGAGCUACUGGGCAGUCGCCUUUGGUGGCAGGGGCCCGAAUGGCUGACGCACUCACCAGCGCAGUGGCCUUCACCGGUCAUUGGGCUCGAUACUGAAUUGGAGUGUCGAGCGGUGAAGGUCCAUGCAGCGCAAGUCCUAUGUGAGGACUUCCUCGACCGUUUCUCCAGGUUCGAUCGAGCGCUCCGAGUGUUUGCGUAUGUGCGAAGGUUUGCCCAGCGUUGCCACCAACCCAAGGUCUCGUUUCCAGAGACGCUCAGCUCUCAAGAGCUUGCAGAAGCUCAAGAGAGGCUGAUUGUACAGGCUCAGAAUCGGGUAUACGCGAAAGAGUGUGCUUCCCUCCGGUCCCAUAAUCGUCUAAUCGGGUCAAGCGAUAUCCUAAGCUUGAAUCCGUUCCUUGACAAGCAAGGUGUCCUGCGUUCGUGUGGACGCGUAAGAGCGUCCACCUCCUUAUCCUACGACGAACGGCAUCCAAUAAUUCUCCCGUUCGGCUGCGUGUUCUCACGCCUCCUGGUUUCCUUCACGCAUCAAGUCUCCCUCCAUGGAGGCAACCAAUUGGUGAUGCGGCUGGUCCGAACCAAGUUCUGGAUUCCCAAGCUAAGGAACUUGGUGAAGACAGUGAUUAGUGCAUGCAAGACCUGUGUGAUUCAUCGCCGCAAGCUCCAGUCGCAGUUGAUGGGUGAUCUCCCAAGCGCCCGGUCGACUUUUCGCGACCUUUCACUAACUCCGGACACGAAGGCAAUCCAUCUUGAGGCGACCACGGAUCUGACAGCGGAAAAGUUCUUGGAAGCUUUCUCCCGAUUCGUGGCACGGCGCGGGUGCCCUCUCCACAUGUACUCUGACAACGGGAAAACGUUCGUCGGAGCCUCCUCCAUUCUCUCCAAAGAAUUUGUGGAGAGCACCCGCAACCUGAUUGUCACCACUCACAGCCAUCAAGGUCUUGCAUGGCAUUUCAACCCACCUGGUGCCCCUCACAUGGGGGGUCUCUGGGAAGCGGGCGUCAAGAGCUUCAAGACGCAUUUCUACAAGACGGUUUCCUCCGUAAAACAUACGUUCGAAGAGCUUUCCACCCUCCUGUCAAAAUUGAAGCGUGCCUCAAUUCGCGGCCUUUGA